AAUCUUUUUAUUUUUUGUUGUUCAAUUACUUUGCUUUUCGUUCUUUCUUUUAUAAUUUUUAACCAAUUUUAGAUUUUCUGUUAGUUUUGUAAAAUAAAAUUGAGUGAAUAACAAUAAAUAAGAAAAUUUUAUAGAAGUUUUUGAUUGGUGUGUUGGCAUUUUCAUGCUAUAAAUCAAAAUGUCGAAAAAUAAAACAAAUUCAAUGGCGACCGGAGAAACAAAUCUAAUCGAAGUGAAAUCAAAGUUUGAUGCCGAAUUCCGCCGCUGGAGCUUUAAACGGCAUGGCGACUUGCAAAAUUUUGAAGAUUUCUCUGCCCUUAUUGAGAAAUUGCAUAGACUACAUACACUACAGUUUAUCAUUUUAUACAUUGACCCACGUGAUAAUGAUCUGUUGCCAAUUAAUAAUGAUGACAACUUUGGUAGAGCGUUGAAAAUUGCCAAACCUUUGUUGCGUAUUAUCGUUCAACGUAAAGAUGAUUUGGAAGAGUUUCCCGGUUUUGGCACAAUGAAACCGCGCAAUAAUCUAAUCAGCAGUAUACUGGGACAGACUCCUGUCAAGACAAAACUACCAACAAUAUCAAUACCACAUGAUUUCCGACAAGUAUCGGCUAUAAUUGAUGUGGAUAUUGUGCCAGAGACGCAUCGACGUGUGCGUCUGCUUAAAUAUGGUAGCGAUAAGCCUUUGGGAUUUUAUAUAAGAGAUGGUACGUCUGUUCGCGUAACCGCAAACGGUUUAGAGAAACAACCUGGUAUUUUUAUAUCACGCCUCGUGCCUGGUGGACUUGCUGAGAGCACUGGACUUUUAGCAGUCAACGACGAGGUUAUAGAAGUAAAUGGUAUUGAAGUGGCUGGUAAAACACUGGAUCAGGUCACCGAUAUGAUGGUGGCAAAUAGUUCUAAUCUAAUAAUAACGGUGAAGCCGGCAAAUCAACGUACACUUACCUCACCACGUCGCGGCUCAUUCUCGCGCAACAGUCAACUAUCGAGCGGUUCACAUCAUACCAAUCAAACCAAUACAUCGGAUGAAAACGAACAAGAUGAGCAAGAUGAAGUCGUCGAUCUGACCGGCAUAACACUCGAUGACAACAAUGUGGCCUCACAGCCACAACAAUCAACGGUGCCAUCACCGGCACUGAUAAUUACGUCACAACAUCACCAAACGGCAUCAACAGCCUCAACAAUUGUCGGCGGCAGUGAAUCCAAAGACGGAGUACUACAUCUAUGAAUCGAAUAAGAAGCGAUAUAGUAUUUAAAACAAAAAAAGAAUGACGCAAAAAGACAAAAAUGUUAUGGCAAAGGACAAACGGAACUUUCAGGUCGAACAAAGCGGAAAUACAGAGUAAAUAGUACAUGCAAAAUGAUUAUAUUUUGCAAAGAGUUUCCGAGUCUAAAAAAUAUAAGCAAUCUUAGGCAUAACAAAAAGACAACACAUAUAUACACACAAAUUUUCAUGCUUCACUUUUCAUUUUAUUUCUAUUAUAUACUUAAAUCGUACUAUUUAAUUAUAAAUUAAUGUGUAAAGUGUAAUGUUAUCAAUGCGUUUGACGUUUACGUCGUAUUGUUUUCAUUUAUUGUUUACAAAUUAUAUACGUCAACGCAUUUUAACUAAACAUACUGUAUUAUUAGGUACAUAUACACAUAUUUACAUAUCUGCAUAUGCAUUGUUAAUAUUUUUAAUCAUGUUUUUUAUUGUAGUUGUCCUGCUUAUUUUCAUAUACACAUUCACUUACAGUUAAAUCUAGUGUAAACUUGUCUGUUAAACGUACAAUGUGUUUGGUAAAAAUUAAAUGCUCGUAUAAAACCCUACAGUGUUAAUUUACAGUUACAAAGCAGCUACACAUUCCAAAAAGAAAAACAAAAACGAAUUCUGUGGUUUUUAUGUAACAUAAUUGGUGCAAAACUUUUUGUUUGCACUGUAAGUGAGCGUGGAUGAUUUACACAAAAUUCCAAUUGUGUAACUGUACAAUGUGUUCCAUUAAAUUUCAAAAAAAAAAAAAAGUUGAAAAAAUAAAUCUAUUUGAAGCCAUGAUUCAAGUAUAUAAGGGUGUGUCUUUAGCCCAAAAAGUUAUUUUAUAAUGUCAAAAUCAGCUGUUUUGCUGUUUUUAUGAUACAAAAAUAUAUUUUUCAUAUAUUCCAGCCAGUGAAAUUUGUUUUUUGAAUAAUCAAUUGUAAAUCACACAUAAUCAAAAUCCUAAAAUAUAUUUUUUGACAUGGAUUAAAAAUGAUUUCCAUUAGAAGUAAGCUCUCAAGUAACGCAACCUUAUAUAAUUGAAUCAUGUUUUAAGCCUUGACCCAAAUACAUAUAAAGUGACUAAUUGAGGAAGGCAAAAGAAAAAAAAAUCAAAUUAAUUUACCGUCUAUGCUAUUUUGAAGCCUAUUCGUUCUUUACAUUUAAACAGUCAAAUAUAUAUAGUGCGAAUAGUCACAAAACCGAUUCUUUUAACAAAUCUAAGGCAAAUAUGCGAAUCAGAACCGUAUUAUACAUACUACUCAUAAGAAAAUUAUUUUAAAAAGGGUAUUUCGCAAAUCUGAAUCAAUAUUCUUAGAUAUACAAAAAUUUUUCCUAAAGUUUUAACAAUUAUUUAAAUUUGUUUGUAUGUAAAUCUCAAUGGCCUUCAAAUUAGCUAACAUAAUUAGCAACUAGAAUAUUCAAAACAAAAAAAAGCUAAGAGUAAAACAUCAAUUUGCAUGUGUCUUAUAGUCUAUUAGCAAACUAAAGUACUUAUACAAUACUAUACGUCCUAUAUAUACACAUACAUACCAGUAUAUAACAACUAAGACAGUUCAGUCCUAUUUUAUGCUCGUCCACUAGUAGUUAGAUACAUACAAAUACAACUUUUAACUUACCCAAACUAUUGAAUGAAAAAGUUGUCAAAUAUUUUAGAUCAAAUAGCAAACCACUCAAAAGACUUGUCAAUUUAUGCCUUCAUAUUUGAUGUUUUUUACAGCAAAAAAAUAAAAACAAGACAAAAACACCAGCAAGAAAAAAUAACAUAGAAAAGAGCAGUUUACCUAUAUCGAUAAAAAGUAAAGAUAAUACCAAUUCCGCAGUUUUCAAAACACACUUUUAACAAAUAUUUAUUUAAAUUUUUGAGCUUAAUAAUUAUCAGAGUCGAAUAAUGGUAAAGUAAAUAUUGCUUAAAAUAAGUACAUACACAUUUUAUACAUAAAUAAAUACACAAAUAUAUAAUAUAGUUCUACAAAUUGCAUUAAGCGGCAAGUGGAAUUGUAUUUUUGUUUAAUAAAGCCUCGUGUUGGCAUCCAAUAUUGACUUGA
Bactrocera dorsalis (oriental fruit fly) is the source of this 3276-nucleotide messenger RNA. It is a transcript of the gene par-6, whose product is annotated as partitioning defective protein 6. The record is from RefSeq and is a predicted model, not a curated record. Gene Ontology annotation, biological process: centrosome cycle. Gene Ontology annotation, molecular function: protein binding. The transcript is spliced from 5 exons. Bases 179 to 1225 code for a protein of 348 amino acids. NCBI's taxonomy places the organism in Eukaryota, Metazoa, Arthropoda, Insecta, Diptera, Tephritidae.